Cajanus cajan (pigeon pea) is the source of this 727-nucleotide messenger RNA. Its product is annotated as centrosomal protein. The record is from RefSeq and is a predicted model, not a curated record. NCBI's taxonomy places the organism in Eukaryota, Viridiplantae, Streptophyta, Magnoliopsida, Fabales, Fabaceae.
AUAAAAUAAAAAUGUUUGGGGAAUUAGGAAGGGCGGCGAGAGAAAGGUGUGAUGGCGUGGAAGUGGAUCGUGCGAAGGACCCGCGAAUCCAAAUCCUUCUUCUUUGCAUUCGCUGCCAUAUGCGGCGUCGUUCCGGGCGUCAUCGGCUAUGGCGUCAUGCAGCUCACUAACACUCGCAACGAGAAGCUCGAGUCCCAUCUUCGCCGAAGUGCCCGCGCCGAAUCAUUGAUGAUGGGGCAAGUCAAUAAAGAGAGGCUGGCAGAAUACCUUGGAGAGCUACAGCGGAAGGAGGAUACCAAUGACCGUUAUGUUGCUGCCCUGAAAGGAGAAACUCUAACCAGAAAACCUUAUGUGAGAAUCCAACCGAUUCCAGAGCAAACCGACACUAAGGCCGGCAAGGAGCAGAUGAAAUGAAUAGUUUGCAGAUCUCUAGUUAUUGUGAAUAUAUGUUUCUUUAAGUUCAGUAUGAACCUGCUGUUCUGUCCGUGUUUAAUCUUGUUUUACUGCUGGAUGCGUUUAUUUAAGCACUGAGCUCUUCUUUUUUAAGCGGGGUUGGUUGGUUGGUUGGUUGGUUGGAAAUCAUGUCCAUGGUUCUGUCUAGACAAGACUACACUAAGAUGUUAUUUGAUGUAACCAACUUCUUCAUAGAGGAGAUCUAGUAUUCUCAUUGGAAUAUAAACAUUUUCCAGACUUCAGGAUGAUUUUGGCCUAAAGUCUUUUUAUUUGA